AUGUCCUCCAAAGCAUGGCUCAGCAGCGGAACGGAUGAACCAGUUAAUCCCGGUGUGCCAAGCGUCCCGACCGGAAGCUGGCGAACUAUCUGGCCCCUUGGCAAGGAUGGCCUUCCCAGAAGCACGAUCCAAAUCCUUCCUGCGGGUAGGACGCUUCCUGGAAACCCGCUUUCCCUCCAGCUCUCCCGAUCCGGGUCGCUCUCACGUUUGAUACUGGACGACGGCUUUCAAGAAUGA
Molecule: messenger RNA, 237 nt
Organism: Coccidioides immitis RS
Lineage: Eukaryota; Fungi; Ascomycota; Eurotiomycetes; Onygenales; Onygenaceae
Exons: 2
Coding region: 1-237 (78 amino acids)
Source: RefSeq, a predicted model, not a curated record